AUGGAUCCACUAUCCAUAACGACGGCCUGUAUAGGGCUUCUAGCUACCCUUACCAAGACGGCACUGGCCGUUACCAACUUCACACGCGACUGUCGCGAAGCUCGAUCCGACCUCACAUCCAUAACUGGCGAACUGUCCCAGUUGAACCUUGUCCUGGAGUUGCUGAGAGACGAAACGGCUGUUACUGAUGAUCGAAUCAUGCCAGAGUCACUACAGAUACACAUUCUCUCCACGAUCAAUAGUUGUUCUGCUGCCGUCUCCAAGAUCAACACUAUCCUCGAUAAACACACUGGCAAGACUGGAAUGUUAAGAUGGGCCACCUUUGGAAAAAAUGAGGUCACCGGGCUGCGCACAUCACUUGAGGCUUAUCGCGGUUCCUUGAGUUUGGUACUGGAGUUGGUUUCUGUAUCUUUGUCCAAAGCAAUUAGGAACGACACCACGGCCAUCAGAACGGAUGUUUAUGACAUCAAACAAGACACCAGUCAAAUUUCCCAAAUCAUGGACGAGUUGGUUAGACUACGGGCUAUUGUUGCUUCUGGGGGGAUCCCGUCCGCCAGUAGUGGACAGAAUUUCAUCCUUCAGCAGUAUCUUGACGGUCUAACUUCAUACGCCGAAUCAGUCUGCAAUGAUGUUGUGUGGGAGACUGACAGCAGCGUCCAUGCAGGGUCCCGUGCCUCCAGUCGAUCUAGCUUGAGGAUUGCGUGCUCAGUGCCAGUUCUUCAAGUAGACAGAAGUAUCGACGCCAGUUCUCAAGAUGCGACUAUACCAGACAUUGUCUACGAAAGUAAAGAUGGUGUCGCAAUUCUAGAACCUACCAGGAGUGCUACUGCCGAUGGUGAAUCUUCCAUGUCAGAAGAUUCCAAGUCGCCAGAGGAGCACUAUCCUAGAUCGUUAAGAAAUAGGGACAAUAGUCCCAUCAACCCCUCGGGCAGUCAUAUACAAGUCCUACAAUCAAAACCCAGCAUCUCUACACUACAUCUUGAUAAAUUACCAGACAGCGAGAGCCAUAUAUCCAGUCAAGGGGAAACUGGCUGCGAGCUGCCUGCGAUCAAGCCGAUAUUAGCUACGCCGCAACUUGAGAAGCUACUGAUAGAUAUGAAUACCUUCUCGAGUCAGGCUAGUGACUAUAACGAGUCAAAAACGGCACCGCAGAUUACGAGCUUCCUCCAACAAUCGGACAAGCUGUCUACGGAAAAUGAUAGUGAGGACGUCUUGGUGCCUAAUGACAGUAGGUCAGAUUUUGGGGACGAGGUUAGGGGUACAGUCUCGGCCAGUUUACCAACACUAUCGAUCAGAGCAUUGAAUGGCGAUGGAUCAGCUGAGGCUCAUCAUCAAAGCUCAGAUAUUACGAUUCCCCAUCCCAGACACCAGGAUGUUCUACGUGACACCGAUGUAACAACAAAUAUACAUCAAACAGAGGAUGUGAAAUCUGCAAGAGAAUAUGAUCCUUUCAGAUUCGUUCCUGACCUGCGGAUCCAGAGGCCAACAUCCACUAAAGUCGUCUUAUUAUCUAAUGACACUAGUUCUUCUGAUAUCCAGAAACGGGAACACUUGGGAAUGAGUAUUGCUAUUCCUCAGCGACCGAUUUCUAUGCCAGCAGCCUUCGCGCAACCAAAGUCAGCCGCACUUAAGCCACUUGCGCCUCGACCUUCUAGCAGCCGUCCUCGAAGUCCCAAACCUCCAAGUAUUAAGCAGUCUGCAAAUCUGAGACCAUCACAUGAAGAGAACAUAAUCCAGGCUACCAGUUCUCAUCAGCCAGCGGAUGGGUCAAAUUUAGGAAGCCCUCUAACCUCUUCUGUAUCAGGGGCAUCCCUGGGGCCACAAAGAAACUGUGUCACGCCUACAGAUGAAGGUACAGGCACUUCUCAAACUACACCACAGGUAAGAGACAAUAACCCAGAACGUAGCGCCAUGUUUACGGCCAAGACUCCUAACCUGUUUCUCAAUGUAAGGUCAAGAAGAAAAUGGUGA
Molecule: messenger RNA, 1971 nt
Organism: Fusarium sp. VM40
Lineage: Eukaryota; Fungi; Ascomycota; Sordariomycetes; Hypocreales; Nectriaceae
Source: the annotation of a GenBank genome assembly